AAGACCCACUCGCCCGCUACGGUGUGCGCAGGCGCAGUAGCUGCACACGUGCUCAGACUCCGUCUUCGCACACAUACAGCAGCAGCAGAAGUUCGGCGUUUUUUCUGCAGACAUCAUGAAACCAGGUUUCAGUCCUCGUGGGGACAGAGGAGGAUUCAGAGGAGGAAGAGGUGGAGGAGGAAGAGGAGGAUUUGGUGACCGUGGACGAGGAGGAUUCAGAGGAGGAAGAGGUGGAGGGUUCAGGUCUCCAGACAGUGGAGGAUUUCGAGGACGAGGAGGUGGCAGAGGGACCCCGAGAGGAAGGGGAGGAGGAAGAGGAGGGUUUGGAGGAGGGAGGAAGGUCCUGAUUGAGCCACACAGACAUGAAGGCGUGUUUAUCUGCAGAGGGAAGGAGGACGCCCUGGUGACGAAGAACAUGGUGGUGGGAGAGUCUGUGUACGGCGAGAAGAGGAUCAGCGUAGAGGAGGGAGAAGCGAAGACUGAAUACAGAGCUUGGAAUCCGUUCCGGUCCAAGCUGGCAGCGGCCAUCUUGGGAGGUGUGGACCAGAUCCACAUCAAGCCCGGAGCAAAGGUCAUGUACUUGGGCGCUGCCUCUGGAACCACUGUGUCCCACGUCUCAGACAUCGUUGGACCAGACGGGCUGGUUUAUGCUGUGGAGUUUUCCCAUCGAUCCGGUCGGGACCUUCUCAACGUGGCCAAGAAGCGGACCAACAUCAUUCCUAUCAUCGAAGAUGCUCGACACCCUCACAAAUACCGGAUGCUGGUCGGAAUGGUGGACGUUAUAUUUGCAGAUGUUGCUCAGCCUGACCAGACCAGGAUUGUCGCUCUGAAUGCUCACAACUUCCUGAAGAACGGCGGACACUUUGUCAUCUCAAUAAAGGCUAACUGUAUUGACUCCACGGCAGCUCCAGAGGCCGUGUUUGCUUCAGAGGUGAAGAAGAUGAGCUCUGAGAACAUGAAGCCACAGGAGCAGCUGACGCUGGAGCCCUAUGAGAGGGACCACGCUGUGGUGGUCGGCAUCUACAGACCUCCACCCAAACAGAAGAAAUGAGAAGGUGAACCGGAGCGGUGUGGACCUCACCGACGUCCUGACAUCAUGUUCACUUUUCUUUUUCAUAGUUAAAUAAGCAGCCAUGAAUCCCUGGAGAGUGGGUGAUGAUGGGAGGACAUCAGGACAGAUCAGACUGGGACAUGGUGACUUCACGUGUAAAGACUUAUCCAGAUGUUCAACAUGUGUCCUGUAAACAUGAAUUUGCUCAGUUCUGACAGAUGUUAAACACAAUUUAUCCAAAAUAUGUUUAUUAUAAGUAGAAAAGGGCUUUUUGUUCCAGUUUUCACUCCUGGUUGUUUUCAUAAUGAAUAUGUGUGAAGAUUG
Molecule: messenger RNA, 1375 nt
Organism: Melanotaenia boesemani (Boeseman's rainbowfish)
Lineage: Eukaryota; Metazoa; Chordata; Actinopteri; Atheriniformes; Melanotaeniidae
Gene: fbl
Product: fibrillarin
Exons: 9
Coding region: 116-1051 (311 amino acids)
Biological process (GO): rRNA methylation; box C/D sno(s)RNA 3'-end processing
Cellular component (GO): Cajal body; box C/D methylation guide snoRNP complex; nucleolus
Molecular function (GO): rRNA methyltransferase activity; RNA binding; histone H2AQ104 methyltransferase activity
Source: RefSeq, a predicted model, not a curated record